AUGGCAAGCCAGCCCCUCAAGAGACGAGCGGUCGUUUCCUCGUUGAUCUUCCGGUUCCCCCACGGCGAUCUCGAAAGGCCCCAAGUGGCGCUGUUCAGGCGGAGUGAUAAAGUGAGCACGUACCGUCACCACCUCGCCCCUAUAUCCGGUAGUAUCGAGAAUCACGAAACUGCUAUCGAGGCAGCAUGGCGCGAGCUUCGAGAAGAAACAACGUUGACGUCGCAAUCAUUAGCACUGUGGCGAACCGGGAAGGCGUUUACCUUUAGCGAUGAAUCCGUGCAGCGCGAAUGGACGGUGCAUCCCUUCGCGUUUCGGUUGAAGACGCUCGAGGAAGGGGGCAAAGGCGAACAGGGCCUUCGUAUUGAUUGGGAACAUGAAGGAUGGCAGUGGCAUGAUCCGGCCGAUAUCGUGGAUGACCCUUCUUUUCCCGGUGUCCCCAGACUGGUCGAUACGCUGAGACGCGUGUAUUUCGAGAAAGACUUCUCCGAGCCCGCGGCGAGGGCAUUGGCGAAGGGGCUACGCACGCUGAUGGAUGACCACGUGAGCGGCUCGAGGCAGUUGACAACUAUUGCCCUCCAGAUAUUCAAGGAAUUCAUCAGCCAGAUGCCGGACAAUAAGGUGGAUGAGAAAUGGUGGGACACAGUCCGAAUGGGAGCAUGGCAUCUCUCUAAGAACGGCCGUCCGUCCAUGAGCGCAGCCAUCCUGAACGGACUGCUGACCAUCCUCGACGAGCUCGAAGAAACUGUCAAGCAAAACACAGACGACAAGGAGAAGUUCACCACCAUCCUCUCCAUCAUCGACAGACACAUCGCGAACCGCGCCGGCAUGACGCAACGCAUCAAAAACUUUCUUGCAAACUACCUCCGCUCCAAGUCCUUCUCCGCCGACGAAGACAGGAAUAGCGUCCGAAUCCUCACCGUCUCCUCCAGCUCCACCAUCCACGACACAAUCCUCGACGCCUUUGCUGACUUAGACGCCGAAAUUCUCGACCUCCGCAUCCUGGAAUCCCGCCCUCUCUAUGAAGGCGCCGCCCUCGCCGCCUCCCUCGUCUCCCAGUUCAAAUCUCGCAUCCAAUCCUCACAACUCCCGUCAGACAAGAAACUCCAGAUAUCCCUCUACACAGACGCCUCCGCCGUCACAGCAGCAGACAAAGCUGGCGUCCUUCUCCUCGGCGCAGACCGCAUCUCCUCCUCGGGCGGCGUAUGCAACAAGAUCGGCUCCCUCCCCGCCGUCCUCGGCGCAACAUACACCUGGCCCAAUCUGGACGUCGUCGUUCUCACUGAGACCGAUAAGAUCAGCCCCGCCGACGAGAUUCUUCUGGAAGAGAAUGAUCCUAGGGAAGUCACCGCCAGUUGGCGCACGGGUCACGUCAAGGGCAUAGAUGUUCUCGAGCCCUAUCUAUCUCACCACGAGGACGGCAAUAUUACCGUCCACAUCAAGAAUAUCUAUUUCGAGUGGGUGCCGUUGAGGCUGAUCAAUACUAUUAUUUGCGAAGAUGGGAUUCUCGAUACCAGUGCCAUUGAGACUAAAUCGAAGCAGAUUGAUGCCGGCGUCAGCAGAAUGUUUGGGGGGUUGUAG
Monascus purpureus is the source of this 1578-nucleotide messenger RNA. The record is from the annotation of a GenBank genome assembly. NCBI's taxonomy places the organism in Eukaryota, Fungi, Ascomycota, Eurotiomycetes, Eurotiales, Aspergillaceae.